AUGACUGCUCUCGCCAUCCUCUCGCUCCUCCUCACGCUCAGCACCUUUACGCACGGUCCCGCAGGCGUCUUCUUUGCAUUCGUCAUCGUGAAUGGCAUAUCUCAAGCCGCCGCAGGAUCCUACCUACAGACAUCAGUCAUUGCAGUCGCAUCCCAGUUCGGUCCUGCAGCCAUGCAAGCCUUAUUUUCUGGCCAGGCAGCUGUGGGGGUGGCCGUCAGUCUGGUACAAGUGUUGAGUGCAGCUGCCUCCGUGCGCGGCUCUGAUUCCGAUCCACCCUCCGACGGUAAAGCGGAGGCCAAGUCGGCGUUCGUGUUCUUCGGCUUGUCGUUUCUAUUCCUGCUCGCCAGUGCGGGAGCAUACAUCUGGAUGACGCGCCUGCCUUCCUAUAAGGCUGUGGUGAUAUCCUCUGACAGUCCCAGGAAAGGCGUGAUACAUUCCGCGGACCGCGUAAACCCUACCGAAACCCACGGGCUCGUAUCUUCUGGCCCUACUCGACACUCGGAUGUGAAAGCGAAUAUUCUGAGAAUAGCGAAAGCAAAUCUUGUUUAUGAAACUUCUGUAGCAUAUGUUUUCAUCGUCACGCUUGCUGAAUUUCCACCUCUUACUGUAUCGAUCCAGCCGACUAAUCCUGCUACUCACCCGCUUAUGUUUUCGGCCCUGCAUUUCCUCAUAUUCAACAUCGGUGACUUCAUAGGACGAUAUCUAUGCUCUACACCGUCUCUUCUUAUAUGGUCUGCCCGUCGCCUCGCGGCCAUGUCCUUCGCCCGCACCAUAUUCAUUCCCCUCUUCCUCAUGUGCAACGUCCAACGAGACUCACCUGCGGACUCUGUGUCGAUGCUAUCAUCUACGCCCGUCAUCAACUCUGACAUGGUCUUUUUCUUGUUGCUGCUGCUGUUUGGGCUAUCAAACGGGUACGUCUGCAGUAUGGGCAUGAUGUCCGCUGCUUCGCUGGAACACAACCGGCGGCUGCGAGGGCGGAAAGAGGACGUGGAUGUCGCAGCUACCGUCGCAAGCUUCUGUUUGGUGGCCGGCUUGGUCCUUGGGAGCGCUGCAAGCUUUGGAGUGAGGAGCGCAGUUUGCGGGGGAUGUAACCCGUUCAAGGGAUAA
Messenger RNA from Gloeophyllum trabeum ATCC 11539, 1107 nucleotides. Its product is annotated as delayed-early response protein/equilibrative nucleoside transporter. The transcript is spliced from 3 exons. Gene Ontology annotation, molecular function: nucleobase transmembrane transporter activity; nicotinamide riboside transmembrane transporter activity. The record is from RefSeq and is a predicted model, not a curated record. NCBI's taxonomy places the organism in Eukaryota, Fungi, Basidiomycota, Agaricomycetes, Gloeophyllales, Gloeophyllaceae. Gene Ontology annotation, biological process: nucleoside transmembrane transport. Gene Ontology annotation, cellular component: fungal-type vacuole membrane; plasma membrane. The coding region runs from base 1 to 1107 and encodes 368 amino acids.